Molecule: messenger RNA, 164 nt
Organism: Racocetra persica
Lineage: Eukaryota; Fungi; Glomeromycota; Glomeromycetes; Diversisporales; Gigasporaceae
Source: the annotation of a GenBank genome assembly
AAAAUAUACCAGAAUGGACGACUCCAGCAGUGAGAACCCAUGAAGAAGAAAAUCUAAAACUAGAAAUUGUUAAAUCACUAAAUUGGACAACUCCAACGAAGAAAAUACACCAGAAUAGACAACUUCAACAGCAAAAUCUACGAAGAAGAAAACUUGAAAACUAG